Molecule: messenger RNA, 1223 nt
Organism: Amorphotheca resinae ATCC 22711
Lineage: Eukaryota; Fungi; Ascomycota; Leotiomycetes; Helotiales; Amorphothecaceae
Exons: 2
Coding region: 209-820 (203 amino acids)
Source: RefSeq, a predicted model, not a curated record
CUUGCCGCAGAUAGUCUUCCUUCUUCUCCUUCCAAUCUCGCCAUCCCCAUCUCAACUAUCAACACACUUUCACAUUUGCAAUAAAAAGUAUGGCAACAGAGGGCUGUCGAGGGUAUUCGCGAAGGCAACAGAGGGCUGUCGAGAUCUGUAGAGGCAACAGAGGGCGGUUCAGGACAAGGAAAACCCUCUUGGCGCCUGUGUGGACAAAAUGAUCGAGGAGGCGCCGUCGCUGCGAUACGAUGCCGAGCAGAGAAUGGUUGCGAACGAAGGCGGCUUCACCCUUCUUGCGGAGAUGCGUGAGAUGCGUGCACGGAUUAUGGCACUUGAAUCUCAAUCACAAAAACUUGUAUCACAAUCACAAAAACUUGAAUCACAUCGCCAGAAGCAUAUGGACAUUCGUCAAAGGGCCAUCUCCACAUGGGUGCGAGAUGCGUUAAACGAAGACACAGAACGCCGGAAGGAGGAGAUUCGCAGGUUGAAUAAGGAUGUGAUCCACGGCGGUGACGUGCGAUCGGACGCCAUGGUGGUCACAGAACGCUACAAAAAAAGUAGUACCGAAUGGCAAUCCUUCGGUACGCUCUAUGGCCUGAGCCCAGACGACGUCCAUGAUCUUGAUCAGCAACGAUGCUAUGGAUCUUUGCAGGCCCUAGAUAGAGCGGCUUCAAUCCUUCUCAAAAACGCUCGAACAAGCCUCCCUACUGAGGUGAUGAAGACGCGCCAGGACAUUGUCGCUAUGCUAAUGGAGGGGGAAUAUGAAGAAGCUGAGAAGACGAGCAGCACUUUCCUUUGCGAGGACGAGUCGUCUGUGGCUGGAGAGUAGUUUUAAUCCUGCGAAAAUGAAGAAGCUGAGAAGAUGAGCAGCACUUUCCUUUGCGAGGACGAGUCGUCUGUGGCUGGAGAGUAGUUCUAGUCCUGCCAAAAAGCUAGCUAUUGCUAUCAAAUUAAUCGCUUUCCAAGGAACGAUCAUCUUAUGCUUGUAGACUAAGGAUCUCUUUAUAACGCGAACUACGUGCUUACGAGCUUCCAGUUUCAUGGAAUGGCGGUAUAUUCUUUCGAGGGGAUUUAUCCAGCCAAAUUACAUCAGGCAUCCCUCCUUGAUACUCGAAUGCAAGUCGCUUAACCCAACCCGCACUCGGCGGUAGCCAGUCUGAGGACUUCCGCCUUGCCGCCGUUGACCGUUAUCCUUGUCCUUGAGACUCGACACACCGGGAGAAACUGAGCGU